Euleptes europaea (tarantolino) is the source of this 1632-nucleotide messenger RNA. It is a transcript of the gene ZNF692, whose product is annotated as zinc finger protein 692. Gene Ontology annotation, biological process: regulation of transcription by RNA polymerase II. Gene Ontology annotation, molecular function: chromatin insulator sequence binding. Lineage: Eukaryota; Metazoa; Chordata; Lepidosauria; Squamata; Sphaerodactylidae. Bases 1 to 1632 code for a protein of 543 amino acids. Gene Ontology annotation, cellular component: chromosome; kinetochore. The record is from RefSeq and is a predicted model, not a curated record. The transcript is spliced from 10 exons.
AUGGACGCCAGGGACACCAGCGGGCCUCUGAAACCCUCCGCAAGCAGAAACGCAAGGAGCUGGAUGCCCGGCGCAGCAAAUGUCGCAUUCGUAUUGGCAGCCACCUGGAACAGUGGUGUCAGCUCAAGGAGCAGCUGGGUUUUUCCUUGCACUCCCAGCUUGCCAAGUACCUGCUUGACAGGUGAGGAGGGGUACAGCUCCCAAGGCUGCGUGCUCGAAAUGGGACAGGAUAGUCCCAAUGUUACUGCCACCUCCCUUCCUGCCGAUGCCCUGCAGACCCUCGUGGUCCUUUCCCACAACCACAGCCAGGAAUGUGGCUUCAUCCCUGACGUGAAGUCCCCAUUGUUGGCACAGAAGGGAGCUCCGAGUGGCCUGGUUUGGGAGUGCCUGGCGGGUCACACCUUCUCCUGGAGCCCCCCCAACCCUCUGCCCUCCACGCCACCGCCCCGCAAAGCAGCCUCCAGAUGCAGAGAGGAGAAAGGGGCGAGCUCCAAGGCCAGCCCUCCACCCUCCCCUCUCGUCCGACACCGGCGCUCCCUCCGCAGGGCAGCUGCGGCCCACACCUUUUCUUUAGCCCUCGCUUCUGACUCGCCGUGCCCAGUGUUUGAGGCAGAGCCACCCUCUAAGGAAGAUGGGCAGAGCAGCAUGGACCAAGAACAAACAACACACUUGUCUCCCAGCGGCGGAACAGGCCUGGGCGAGGAGGGAGAAUUGCUCAAUCACGACAAGGCUGUGAUGGCAGCUCCCUCCGAAGAGGUUCCAAGCAGCACAGAAGUCGCAGUGCCUGAAAGCACUUUGCUCCUGCCGGAGGGAAAGCCAGCAUCAGAGCCUGAUCAACCGGAGGAAGAGGAGGAGGAAGAAGGAGGAGGAGGAAGAGGAGAGAAUUUGGCAGAGGAAGACCACCUGGCAUAUGCAGAUGACCUGCGAGAUGAAAAUUAUCAUCCUUCCCUUGACAGGUGUAAGAAGCAGGCACAGCCUAGUGAUGAAGAUGUGGCCCAGAUUGGUCCAAAGAAAAUCAGGAAGGCAGCCAAGCGAGAGAUCCUCCUCUGUGACUAUGAUGGCUGUGGGAAGAUCUUCUCCAACCGCCAAUACUUGAACCACCACAAGAAAUACCAGCAUGUUCACCAAAAAACAUUCACCUGUUCUGAUCCCAGCUGCGGCAAGUCUUUCAACUUCAAGAAGCACCUCAAGGAGCACGAGAAGCUGCACAGCGACAAACGCGACUACAUCUGUGAGUUUUGUGCCCGCUCCUUUCGCACUAGCAGCAACUUGAUCAUCCACAGGCGGAUCCACACGGGAGAAAAGCCUUUACAGUGUGAGAUCUGCGGCUUCACCUGCCGCCAAAAGGCCUCCUUGAACUGGCACAUGAAGAAGCACGAUGUGGACUCCUCCUACCAGUUCUCCUGCGACCUCUGCGGCAAGAAGUUUGAGAAGAAAGACAACGUCACCGCCCACAAGAGCAAGAGCCACCCGGAAGCGGCUGCCGGGGGCCCCCAGCUGGUUCAGGAGCCCCCCUCCCUGUGCCUCCCGAUGGCCAUGGAGCAGCUGGAACACCUCCCUCAGAGCCAGCCCAGUGACACGGAAAGGAGGGUGGUGGUGUCUGUCCUCGCCGCCAUGGUCGUAAUGGACUGA